GGACUCUGUCGUAGACCAGCCCGUCUUGACAGCACAUUUUGCUUCCUGGAGCGCGUUUGGUUAUCCAUUAUUAUUAUCAUUAUAAAAGCCGAUUUUUUAAGCAAAAGGGAUCAUCUACCGCAACGAUGGUGAUUGCUUUCGUGACAAAGACACUGAAAAACCAUCCAGCACUAAUCCCGCUUUUGGUUUUCAUCAGUGGAGGAACAAUUAUGUCUGGGACAUACCUUGCUCGACUUGCCCUGCGCAACCCUGAUGUCUCAUGGGAUCGAAAGAACAACCCAGAGCCUUGGAACAACAUUGCUCCCAACGAGCAAUACAAACUCUUUGCAGUCAACAUGGACUACUCCAAGCUGAAGAAGGAUAGGCCUGACUUCUAGUCUUUCUCACCGCUUUCUUGCUAACACUGACAUUGUAUUUCAGUUUAAGGGGUCAACACACUUUCAUCAGAUUCCCGAGUAAAUGUGAAGCGUUUUGAAUAAGACAUGCACUUCACUUUUAGUCAUACUGUAGGUUCAUUUCCAGUUCAGGGAGGAAAAGAAUCGAAGCCAUGUAAGGCCUUAAGAAUGUAAUAAUGGGAUUAACAUCUGCAUGGGUGUUUAUAAUAUUAAAACAUGCAACCACUAGAAGAUACAUUUUGUGUUAUGUAUUGUAAAUUAUAUGACAAUAAAAAAAAAAAAUCAU
Messenger RNA from Esox lucius (northern pike), 681 nucleotides. Its product is annotated as cytochrome c oxidase subunit NDUFA4. The coding region runs from base 126 to 377 and encodes 83 amino acids. NCBI's taxonomy places the organism in Eukaryota, Metazoa, Chordata, Actinopteri, Esociformes, Esocidae. The transcript is spliced from 4 exons. The record is from RefSeq and is a predicted model, not a curated record.